This is a messenger RNA of Schistocerca piceifrons (Central American locust), 2144 nucleotides long. Its product is annotated as zinc finger protein 501-like. Gene Ontology annotation, cellular component: nucleus. The coding region runs from base 109 to 1329 and encodes 406 amino acids. The transcript has 7 exons. The record is from RefSeq and is a predicted model, not a curated record. NCBI's taxonomy places the organism in Eukaryota, Metazoa, Arthropoda, Insecta, Orthoptera, Acrididae.
CCAGUGAAAUGUAGAAGUUCUGCUUGUGGUGCUCCUCUCAUCAAACAAGAGCCAGUACAUAAUGUUGAGGCCAGCCCACUUUCAUUCCUGAAGCAGGAGAUCGUGCACAUGUCUGUUAAGCAAGAAACUCUAGUUGAGGCUGACCCACUUGCAUUCCCAAAGCAAGAGAUCGAGUACAUACCUAUUAAGGAAGAAACUCCGGAGUGGGACAUGCCUGAUGACCAUGAUAGUAUACAUGAUCCACUAAGCGUCAUUAAAGAGGAAUGUUCAUCUUCAGAAGAUUUUCUCAGCUCUAGAGCUCUCAGCAUUAAGGAGGAAGAGGACAGGAAAGACAAGGACACAAUGAGGGAGGAUGACUUUCAGGAGCUCAGACAUAAAGUGGAGCCAAGAAGUAGUGGCAGUGAACCAGAACGUGCUAUCCAUGUUGGUGCAGAGGAUGACAAGACUAAUGAUGACAGCGGAGAUUUGGUUACCUGCAUUCCACUGGCUUCAGGAACAGGCGACAGGCUACAGUGCAGCACCAAGCAGGAAGCAUCCUGUGGGAAUAAAAUUUGUGCUAGAUAUGUGGGGCGCAGAUGUAGCAUCUGCAAAACGACAUUUGCACAGUUGCAGGAACUGAAGGAGCACACGCACUUGAACAGACAUGAACUUACGCAAUCGUGUAGCAUGUGUCACAAAACUUUCACAAAGAGUUCCGAUUUGAAGAGGCACAUUAGAGUGCACAGCGGUGAACGCCCCUACAGCUGUAGCGUUUGCAAUCAGACGUUCGCUCGAAAUUCGGCACUGAAGCAGCAUUCACGAUUGCACACUGGUGAACGUCCAUACAGCUGUGGUGUUUGCAACAAUACAUUCGCACAUAAUGAUUCACUGAAGCAUCAUUUGCUGUUGCACACUGGCGAACGUCCCUACAUAUGUAACAUUUGCAACAAAAGUUUCAUUGUCAAAAGUAAACUGAGGGAUCAUUUGCGGGUGCACACUGGCGAACGCCCCUACAUCUGUGGCAUUUGCAACAAGACUUUCAUUGUCAAAAGAAAACUGAGGGAUCAUAUGCGGGUGCACACUGGCCAGCGCCCCUACAUCUGUGGCGUUUGCAACAAGACUUUCAUUGUCAAAAAUAAUCUGAUGGAUCAUUUGCGAGUGCACACUGGCGAACGCCCCUACACCUGUGGCAUUUGCAACAAGACAUUCGCUCGUAAUUCGGCAUUUUAUCAGCAUUUACGAUUGCACAGUAGUGAACACCCACACAGGUGUGUCGUUUGCAACAAGACAUUCACUCGUAGCUCGACACUCAAGCAGCAUUCGCAGCUGCACACCAGUGAACGCCUAUAAAGCUGUGUAGUGUGUCAUAAGAGAUGCAGAGUCAUCACCAUGUUGAAGGAACACUCGUGAUUGCACACUGGUGACGAAAACAUAAAUUUGCAACAUUUAUCAGAUGUAACUUUUUACUGUAGCAACAUGCAAAUGCACCUAGUUCUCCACAUAAGCGGUCAUUCUAUACUUAUGUAUUUCCUCAGAGGUUCACAAUGCCCACAGUAUGCGUAAGUGCCACAUGAAAAUGGACUGUGAGUGCACAGUGGUUAAUAUUAGUAAUGCUGUGAUUGUACUAUAAGUAGCUGAAGAGGAGAAACAGCUUAAAAAGUACUUGUGAAAUCUCACAUCUUGUGUGAUUGCAAUAUCUGUAGGUCCUGCAGGGUCACAGGGAGUAGUGAUAGUUUUCAUUAUCUCAUCUAAAAAGUGAAGUUAAAUAGUUAAUGUUUCUUCGUUUUAUAUGUACAUAUCUGGUACACAUUGAGAUCUCUGUGCCUCUGUGCAGUUGCACGCAGCUAGACCAACUAAAACGAUGUGGAGCAACCCACUUCCACUUUAUCAGUAGCCUGUGCCAUUUUUUUUCCCUGUCCUCUAGCGGUGUGGUGAAGUACUUUGGCACAGGGAUUUCAGAGCAUCCAAGAAUUCCAGAAUUGUAUCUGCAACAAAGACUACCUAACUUUAGUUUUUCCUUUCUCUUUCCUUUUGUCUUAUUGUAAAAUGUGGUUAUCUGAUGCAGUGACACUUGGCCAUAUUUUCCAUCCAAAGCCACAGUAGCAUUGAUUGGUUGCAAGACAUCAUUGUGAUUGGAAUUCAUUUUUUAUUGAAAUAAAAAUAAU